AUGAUAGGAAUGAUGAAAAUGAAUUCAAUGAUGUGUUUAUCAUCUCUAAUCUACAUUAGGUUCAUAAUGAUAAAAGCGAUUAAGAUUGACAAUAAUAAUAAAAUUAUGAUUCAUCAAAAGAUUAAGUUUUCAAUAAUGAUAUUGCUAUUUAAUAGAUGGUUAAUCAAGUAAGAAGUAUUAAAAAGUGGCUUGUAAUAUAGCGAUAGUCAAUAACCUUUGAAUAUGAUUAAAAAUUAAGAAAUUUUGUAAUAGGAAUUGAUUGUGGAUGAACAAAGUGUUUCGAUCUAAAUAUUUAGAAAAAAUUAAGAAUUAUUUUGA
Molecule: messenger RNA, 318 nt
Organism: Paramecium octaurelia
Lineage: Eukaryota; Ciliophora; Oligohymenophorea; Peniculida; Parameciidae
Source: the annotation of a GenBank genome assembly